AUGUUUACCAACAAAGAAAUCUCUGCUAAUGAGAAUCGAAAUAACGUUAAAAAUCAUAAAAAUGUUGAAAUGGAAGAAGGAAAAGGUGAUUCUAAAAAAGUUGGAAAUGACAAAAGAUUACUUCUUUUAAGGCAUAGUUUACAAAAAUUAGUACUUCUUGGAGAAAUAAAUAAUGCUAAUAUGAAAAUAGUCGACGAUACAUUUAAAGAAAUUGAAAAUGCAUACAUAACAAUCGAAAUGUUAAAGAAAUGUAAAUUGGGAAUUAUUAUGAGAAAAAUUUCCAAAAAAACAAUUAAUAAUGACAUAUUUAACAUAGUUGAAAGAAGUAAAGCCCUCAUGGAAAGAUGGAAGGCUAUGUUAGAAGCGAAAUUAUUAGAAGAAGAUAAAUUUUCUUCUGAAGCUUCGUCGUAUUCAUCUUAA
Molecule: messenger RNA, 420 nt
Organism: Entrophospora sp. SA101
Lineage: Eukaryota; Fungi; Glomeromycota; Glomeromycetes; Entrophosporales; Entrophosporaceae
Source: the annotation of a GenBank genome assembly